Molecule: messenger RNA, 233 nt
Organism: Paraglomus occultum
Lineage: Eukaryota; Fungi; Glomeromycota; Glomeromycetes; Paraglomerales; Paraglomeraceae
Source: the annotation of a GenBank genome assembly
AUAAUGCCUGGGUUGACGAAGACAUCAUGGCAUACUGGGUACAUCACAUGUGGAGACCAUGGAUGCGCAAUACAACUCCAAACCUUCUUGUCGCCGAUGUUCACCGUGCUCAAAAAACUAACAAAAUUCUUAACAUGCUACGAGAAUGUAACACUACAGUUGCACUUGUUCCACCGGGUUGUACAUCACUAGUGCAACCACUUGAUGUUUCUUUCAAUGCUCAAUUUAAACAG